This is a messenger RNA of Arctia plantaginis, 1557 nucleotides long. The record is from the annotation of a GenBank genome assembly. NCBI's taxonomy places the organism in Eukaryota, Metazoa, Arthropoda, Insecta, Lepidoptera, Erebidae.
AUGGAUAUUAACAAUCCUCACAACCAAAGUUAUUGGUUUGUCCUUCGAGAAGAUCAAAGCAAUGUCAUUUUUAGCAGCAAUAAUUUUACUAUUCAAAAUCCUCAAAUUGCAGGAGCAGAAGCAAGAUAUAUAGUAGAUACCGGGGAACGACCGUACAUACAAAUUAAUGGAGCACCUAUAGUCGUUCAGGAAAGCGUGACGAAUGAGUGUGAUAAGGAAGUGACUAAGACCAAAGAUGAAGAUAAAUUUUGGGAUAGAAAUAAAGUUAAAUUGCUCCUAACAUUAUGCUUAGAGAAUAGAUACAGAAACGCCACCAAAGACAAAUCUCUCUGGAACGAAAUUGCAGCUCACCUCGGCGCAAGCUCUGAUGAAUGCAGUAAGAAGUACCGAAACCUCAGACGAACCUAUGUAAGGCUCUUAAAAAAGAAAAGGUUGGGGAAAGAAAUUAAAUGGGUACAUUAUAACACAUGUGAGGAAGUUUUCAAAGAAUGUAAAUCACUGCCAGCCUCAGUUCUUGAACCUUGGGAGGAACACAAAGUAAGAAGAUUGCUCACUCUUUAUAUUGAAAAUCUCAGCAAAUUCAGGAGUUCAGAUUAUUUACAAAAAGACCUGUGGAAAGAAAUAGCCUCCCAAUUAGGCACAACAGACUAUAACUGUUACCACAAGUUCAAAAAUUUAAAAAGAGCUUAUUUUAACUGGAAAGAGAGAAGUAGAGAAACUGGAAAACCAAUGAAGUGGCCAUACCACCAUUAUUUUGAAAGAAUCUUUUAUAAUUACAAUCCAAAUGUAGGGCCCUGGGACAAGAAUAAAACAAGGUUGUUAAUAGAUGCAUACAUGCAAAUAGCUGACAAAUUCAAAAACCCAAGAUAUCAGAAGAAAGAAUUGUGGAAGGAGAUAUCUGACACUGUUGGAGAAGACCCCACAGAUUGUGACAAGAAAUUUCGAAAUCUGAAACAAACUUAUAUAAGGUUAAAAAUGAGAGAAGAUUCAGGCAGAUGUAUUACAAAAUGGCGAUAUUAUAAAGACUUUGAAGCAAUAUAUGGAGUACAAUCCAGUUAUACUAGCACUGAUGAUGGAACACUUAAAAUGACAUACAGAACUCAAGAUGACAAUUAUGUAAAACAACUUUUAUCUUUCUAUGUUGACAACAAAGAUAGAUUCAAAGAUCCGUUAGUGAAAAAGAAGAAUAUGUGGAGAUUACUCGCACCGAAAAUUGGCUUAUCGUCAGAAGAAUGUGAUCGCAAGUUCCGCAACUUGAAACAAACAUACCUCAGGCUGGCAGAAAAGAAAAAGGAAACUGGAAAGACAAACAACUGGCCAUAUUAUUCUUAUUUUGAAAAAAUAUACAAUGAACCUGCAACGGGCUCAGGGAAUAUAAACAAUAAAAAUGUAUGCCUAGAUCAUAUUACAAUGGCUAACAUAAAAAGAAUAGUACAAGAAGUUCAACACAGAAAAGAUAAUGAUAAGUUUGAAAUAUUGGUCCAGUCCAUAGAAGAAUCUAACCACAUACAAAGGGAACGAAAUCGAAUAUUACAAGCAUUGUUAGACAGACAUUGA